CGGUUGCUCUAGUAAACAAAUAAGGUGAGACCGAAAAAGGCUGACGAAAAAUAACCCGGAACGAAAAUGGAAAAGGCUUCACCAGAAAUUGCUUGAAAUUAUCGUCAAUCUUCCGAACCCUAACCGUCUGCAAUAAACCAAAGCUUCUGAUCAUAUUUCUCAUCUGUCAAUGGCGUCUUCGUCAGUAACGAACUAGUGUAUCGCCAGCUAUUGGAUCAUAUGAAGUGCUUAGUUUUUUCUGGAAGAAGUAACUCAAAUGUAUUAUCCGCCCAUGUUCUUUGUGAUUACGGACUUUUCCAGGUGAAUUGGGAGAGACAUAUUCCUGUGUCUGGUUGCCUGAAGUGUGAUUUGGAGGAAAACGUAUAUAAUGGCUAUAUAUGCCAUAGCAACUACGCAUCAUCAACUACUGUAUCUGCUCUUAAGCAAAAGCUUGUUUCUGAGUGGCCUCAAGGUAAAUCUGUAGUACCCAAGACAGUGAAUGACAUAAAGCUUAUUCAUUUGGGAAAAGUUUUGGAGAACAAUAAGACACUAUCAGAAUCUGGAGUCCGUGAUGGUGCCUUUGCAGGAGGAGUAAUCACAAUGCAUGUUGUCAUUCAGCCUGUCCUCAAUAAAAAAAAGUCAGCCAAAAAACAAGAUGAGACUGGAAAACUGAAUUCAUGUGGAUGCACAAUCUUGUAGACAUCUGUAAGAUGAAUUGGUGUCUGAAAUGCCUUAUAAUGUUGCAAUUGUUGUAUUUCGUUUUUCUAUUUCUUGUAUAUUGAAAUCCUUUCAAACAGGCAUGUGUGUGUGUGUGUGUGUGUGUGUGUGAGAGAGAGAGAGAGAGAGAGAGAGAGAGAGAGAGAGAGAGAGAGAGAUUUGUUUUUGAGGAG
Molecule: messenger RNA, 869 nt
Organism: Lactuca saligna
Lineage: Eukaryota; Viridiplantae; Streptophyta; Magnoliopsida; Asterales; Asteraceae
Source: the annotation of a GenBank genome assembly